AUGGUCGAUCACGCGUGUCAUAUGCGACCGAAUUUUCAAAUGAAAAAUCCAUCGUAUGUCCUGAAAACUCAGCGAACUGCGAAAGCUGCAUCGUCGGAUCACAGCAUUUUCAUCCAAAUUACGAUUGAUUCCAAGGCAGAUGAGCCAUUGAGCGAUACAACGACACAUGGUGAAAUUCGAAUAUUUUUGCCAACCAAGAAAUGGCUUGAUGAAAUUCAGAAUGCCUUUGCCGUUGUGGAGGUCUGGUUAGGACCACCUGGAUCCAUUCACGGAGGGCGCGAUCAUUGUUGUCAACAAUGUCGAGUCUUGGUGGAUUUGUCUUGGAAGAAUCUGCUGCUAGCUGUUGAGCCGGACAGUUUCCAUGUUACGGUGAACGAUGAUGUCUGCGUCAUUUGCCUCUGGAGAGUUGUUUGGAUAAGAGCCACCUUUGUUGUAGCCAUCAAAAAGUGCAAUCAUAUGUUUCACCACAAUUGCUUUGAGAGCUAUUCGAAUCAAACCACUCUUAAACGUUGCCCUACAUGCCAAGUGUUUUGCUCUGCCAGAAGGCAAUAUGCCAAGAGGAUCUACUAUGGCACACCAUGUGGUCUAUUACUAACGGGUGGCAUCAAUCUAGAAGGUGGAUCGGGCUGCUACAUAGUACCGAUUACAGUGCUCCCAGUGGAAUUCGGGAGGCAACUCACUUCCGUGCCCUGGGUGCCUUUCAUGGUACACACCGACAAGCAUAUUAUUUACCAAAUACUCCUGAAGGUCACAAGGAAAGGCUUUGAAUGUCAGUCGUCGACAUUCACUGUGGGCGAUUCAAUAACUUCUGGCGCUCAGAAUGUAGCUGUUUGGAACAACAUCCAUCACAAGACUACUCUUCAUGGCGGAAGUUUUGGCUACCCUGAUGCUGACUACCUCUCAGGGUCACAGAGGAACUGCGAGCUGUGGGCAUUACUGAAGAUA
Mesorhabditis belari is the source of this 945-nucleotide messenger RNA. The record is from the annotation of a GenBank genome assembly. Lineage: Eukaryota; Metazoa; Nematoda; Chromadorea; Rhabditida; Rhabditidae.